Molecule: messenger RNA, 269 nt
Organism: Hemiscyllium ocellatum (epaulette shark)
Lineage: Eukaryota; Metazoa; Chordata; Chondrichthyes; Orectolobiformes; Hemiscylliidae
Product: protein cornichon homolog 2-like
Exons: 3
Coding region: 9-251 (80 amino acids)
Biological process (GO): regulation of AMPA receptor activity; vesicle-mediated transport
Cellular component (GO): synapse; dendrite
Source: RefSeq, a predicted model, not a curated record
UCUGUGUCAUGUUCAUGUGUGCGGGGGAGUGGGUGACCCUCGGACUCAACAUCCCACUGCUCUUCUAUCAUCUAUGGAGAUACUUCCACCGUCCGGCUGAUGGCUCUGAGUUGCUGUAUGACCCAGCCUCAGUAAUGAGUGCCGAGAUCCUGAACUACUACCAGAAGGAAUCGUGGUGCAAACUCUGCUUCUAUCUCAUCUCCUUCUUCUACUACCUGUACAGUAUGGUGUACACUUUGGUAACGUUCUAGUCACUGCUCACCCUCCCC